Molecule: messenger RNA, 417 nt
Organism: Pyrgilauda ruficollis (rufous-necked snowfinch)
Lineage: Eukaryota; Metazoa; Chordata; Aves; Passeriformes; Passeridae
Product: neutral alpha-glucosidase AB-like
Exons: 3
Source: RefSeq, a predicted model, not a curated record
GUGACACUGUCCCCCCACAGGUGCCGCUGCUGCUGGAGGUGUGGGGGCUCACCGGGAACGUGACUCGCCUGCGCAUCCAGGAGCUGGCCCCGCUGCGACCCCGCUACCAGGUGCCCGACGUGCUGCUGGGAGAGCCACCUGCUGAGAGGCUGGAGGUGACAGGCCGUGACGAGGGCACGCUGGAGCUGUCCCUGGGCCCCGGGGGCCACCGGCUGCUGGUGACAGAGCGGCCGUUCCGCCUGGACCUGCUGCGGCACCGCGAGCUGCUCUGCAGCGUCAACGCCCGUGGCCUCCUCGUCUUCGAGCACCAGCGGCGCCGCCGGGACUCUCUGGCGGAUAAAGUUAGUUCUGUGUGGGAUAAGAUCAAGAGCCUUUUCCGUAGGUAAAUCCAUGGAAUCGCCGCCGUCUCUGCGCCCC